Molecule: messenger RNA, 454 nt
Organism: Aspergillus welwitschiae
Lineage: Eukaryota; Fungi; Ascomycota; Eurotiomycetes; Eurotiales; Aspergillaceae
Exons: 1
Coding region: 45-269 (74 amino acids)
Source: RefSeq, a predicted model, not a curated record
CUUUUUUUUUCCGGGCCUGAAAAAAAGGAAGCAAAAACCUCCGUAUGCAAGUGGCAGGGAAUGUUGGCAAUCCUCAGCCGCCGACUUUUGACCCAACCAGGACACAAAGUAAACAUCCAACCUCCUGCGCCAUGGUUCAGAUCAUGAUCCCCGCAUGGACGGACCCUGUCGGCGCAAAAGUUUGGUUGGAUCGGUGGGGUUCUUUUCGCUCCCACCGUUUCUUCUCUCUGGUUUCCUUUCAUCAUGUCGGAGGGCGGCUGGCUCCGUGAUUUAAUUGCUACACGUUGAUACCAUUUACUGGGUUCUUCGUUGCUGGGAUCAUGGAUCAAAGAAAUGCGUAGACGCGCUGCGAGUCAACAAUCUCUUUGUGCAAUAGCCGCCCACUGUGUGCGCCAUGUGGAUUCGAUGCAUCAUUGGUUACACAUGACGACUACUAAUAGUCAAUAGUAUGCGC